Messenger RNA from Ostrinia nubilalis (European corn borer), 2979 nucleotides. RefSeq names its product prostaglandin E2 receptor EP2 subtype. Gene Ontology annotation, cellular component: plasma membrane. Gene Ontology annotation, molecular function: G protein-coupled receptor activity. Bases 273 to 1472 code for a protein of 399 amino acids. Gene Ontology annotation, biological process: inflammatory response; adenylate cyclase-activating G protein-coupled receptor signaling pathway; positive regulation of cytosolic calcium ion concentration. Lineage: Eukaryota; Metazoa; Arthropoda; Insecta; Lepidoptera; Crambidae. The record is from RefSeq and is a predicted model, not a curated record. The transcript is spliced from 8 exons.
UCGUGCUUUGGAAUUCGCGCGCGCCGCUCGGUGCCACGAUCGCGUAGCCUGGCCGGAAAAGUUCGUGUUCGCUUCGAAGUUUAAAAAAUAAAACGUUCGAAAAAGUUUUGAAUUUAAAAAUCUUUUGUUCUUUUUAUUAUAAAGUGGUUUAAAAAAAGUGUGGAGGAUCUAAUUAAUUUUGGACACUCGAAGAUGUGACGGUCGACCGCCAUAACAAUUUCAACACGAGUUGACUUCAAAUGACUUCAAACUGAUACAAAAAACCCAUCAACAUGGACGUGGUAUCGACACUUGCUCCUUUAUUCACUGACGACGAUAUCAACAUAACAACACCUAGUAACACCACGGUACCACACAGACAUGAUGCUAGAAUGUUCAUGACGACGGUGAUAAAGGUGGUGUAUGCAAUCGGUAUAUUCGGGAAUGCGACAGCUAUCAUUGCUCUAAGAUGGGGCGAAAGAAGAGUGAGGAAUAGAAAACAUCUGCUGCUUCUGACUUCGCUCGCUGCUAAUGACUUGGUGGCUUUGAUGGGCAUGAUGUGCGCGAUGGUGGUAGCAGAGCACGUGCCCGGCGCUGGCAACACGCAGGUGUACUGCGCGGCGAGAGUGGUGCUGCGAGUGUUCGGCAUCGGCAGCGUCUGCAUCGCGGUCACGAUGGCGCUGGAGCGGUACCUGGCGCUCACCAGGCCCUUCCUCUACCAGAAGCAAGUAACGUACUUCGUGAUCCGCAUGGCGCUCCUGGUCUCCUGGUUCUGGGCGGCCGUGCUGACGUGUGCCCCGGUCUUCGGCCUCGGCCUCUACUACGACGAGAACACCCACACCUGCAUCCGCUACAGAGAAGCUGUGAACCCCGUGGACUUCACUUACGCAGCGUUCUAUGUUGCCUUUGGUACCCUACUCUGCUUAAUCCUGGUCUACUGCAACCUGGCAGUGAUCCAGGCUCUGUACUCCAUCACAGCGCCGCGAGCUGGUGGCCAGCCCGUGGUCCGAAGAGUAUCCAGGAGUAGCUGUCGACAGAGGAGCCUCAACGCAAGCACUGGGAGCAAACCCAGCCUGCACCACAACGCGGCGACGGCUGAAGAAGUGGCUUUCAGCAGACUGAUGGCUACUCUGUCUGUUCUGUUCAUGAUCUGCUGGCUUCCACAGAUGGUGACCUCAGCGCUGUACCUAGCGCUGGGCCCAGCAUCCUGGAAGAAGCUGACGACCCUGGCCAAGCUGUCCGACAUGCUGAUGCUGCUGAACUACGUUCUCAACCCGAUCCUGUACGUGUUGAUGCGUCAGCGCCGCACGAUAUACCAUACGCUCGCGCACUGCUUCAAAGGGAGCCACAAAACGUCCACCGAGUCGAUGACGUUGAAGAACUCGUGUUGCCCCCAGGAAACGCUCGUUGUUAGCGACAGUUCUGGGGCGGAGAUGAAGCCUCUCCGCACGCUUCCGUACCAGAACGCGCCGCUCGUCAAAAUUGACGACUGACGAAGAUGUGAAAGAAGAUAACUGUACUUAAUAAUUAAGUUACGAUACCACCGUCCUUUAGAAUCGUCUAUCACUUGACGACUUGAAAUAAAGAACGUACUGUGCAGUAGGUUGUACCUAGUUUUCACACUUGUAAUAGGUAUGUACUAUCGACCACGGUUCCAGCUACCCAUUUGAUGAGAGCGAGAGAAAAAACGGAAAUGGCGUAGCUGGAACUGUGGGCCACUGUACGUGCGUUUUCCAACGAAAAUGUGUAAAGGAUAACUGGGGGCCGAUUCUCGUGCAAUAAAUAUUAUUUAUUUGAAGUGGAAAAACCUUCAGACUUCAAAGAGAAAAAUAAUGUAUAGUUCCAAAAUACUGAACUGUCCUAUCGAUGACAUUGACAGCGGGGCGCCACCGUCAAUACCGAAUCGCUGGUUCCGAUUUUUGCCAUGUUGGAAACCAUAAAGUUGAACGAUGGUAGCGCCCCCCUGUCAUUGAGUUUGGCGGGACAGUUCAGCGUGGGUCAUCUAUAACCUAUUGUGGCGAUAUCUAAUUUGAAAGACGUGUGCGACAAGCAACCAUCGAGUUUCACAUUUGACCUUCGCCAAGUAGGUUCAUCAUCAAGUUGUGUGUUGGAAUCAAACUUAGAAUGUCUCAGGAGUUGACUCUAUGAUUGUUUUAACCACUAAGCAUAGAAGUGUUUGGAAGUUUGCAUCUUUCACCAAUACUUAAUGCAGUCUUAUGGAGCAUUAGCAUGGCCGAAUUUGUAAAAUAACCUACAUUUUAUAAGUUGGACAUCUAGUCCAGUCACGGUUCUACCUUAUAAUAAUGUGUAAAGUUACCAUUUAGUGAAUCUCGAGAUAUAUAAGUAUAGUUAAGAAGUAGUUAGGUAAAAUUACGUUUAGGUAAAAUGUAUAUUUUGUAAUAAACGAGCUCUCUAUCACUUAAUAUUUUGUAUUUUAUGAAGCAUUUAUUUUUGUAAACCAAAUAGAAAUCGGUAAAGUACAGUAGGUACCUACCUCUAGCGUGAACAACUUUCGUCUUCGAAUCGUUUGCGUACUCCAUAAAAUUCGAUACUCAAUCUUCGAAGUAAACGAUAACGUGACAAUUUUAUUUUGAUUCUCAAAAUAAGUUUUGUGCAACCACAUCUCAUACUAAGUUCACUUUACGACACGUUCACAAGGGCGCUGUUGUAGUUUUCUUACUAAAUCUUUUGAUGGCGAUUCGAGUACGCAAACGAUUUGAACUCGAAAGUUUAUCGUGCUAGCCGUACAGAACAGCUUUAAAAUUAAAUAAAACAACAAUAAUUAAUUAGAUGAGCUAGGAUGAAAAGAAGGAAAAUGAUAAAUACAUAAUUACGAUAGAUAGGUAAUUAAUAAUUAAACCCAAUAUGGAUAGUAUUUCCCAUUAUGAACAAUACAAGACUCUAGUCCGUAGCAUUAUCACAAACAUUUAAAAAAAAUUGUGAGUAAUUAAAUCAUCACAGUAUUUUAUAUUAUGUACCAAGUUAUGUUAAAAAGUCUGU